CCAUUGCUGCGAGCCGUUCGAUGAUACGUUAUUCGCGCGUGAACAGAGAGUGGUCGGAGGGGCUGAUCCGCGUUUCAAUGAUAAACUUUUAAAACAACGACGAAGACUUUGUCACAGGAGAUAUGAGACGGACUAAAGCAGACGUAGAGCGCUAUAUUUCUACAGUUCAGAGCGCCUCGCCCUCCCAGAAAGCGAAGCCUGUCAAAGGAUUUCUGUUUGCUAAACUAUACUAUGAGGCCAAGGAGUAUGAACUGGCUAAAAGACAUGUUUCGGAGUAUCUAACCAUCCAGCCGAAAGAUCCUAAAGCCCACAAGUUCCUCGGGCAGCUGUUUGAGAAUGACGGCGAAACGGACAAGGCUGUGGGAUGUUAUAAGCGAUCACUGGAUCUAAAUCCGGCUCAGCACGAUCUGGUCCUGAAGGUGGCUGAGCUGCUGUGCGGUAAACCUGAUCAUGACAGCCGAGCCGAGUUCUGGGUGGAAAAAGCAGCCAGGCUUUUGCCGGGACAUCCCACCGUCUUCAAUCUGAGGGAGAAGCUUCUGAGCGCUCGAAGUGGCUCUAACCAGCUGUAUGAGUUGCUGCAUUCGGAGCUCAAGCUGCGGCCCGCAGACACCUACAUCAACUGCAAGCUGGUGCAGCUCUACAGCGCAGAGGGCCGACACGAGGACGCCGUCAAACACUGCCUCGCUGUGGAGAAGGCCGGUGUCCUGAGAGACUGUCUGGAGUGGUAUGAGCUGUUGGUCGACACCCUUAAGGAGUACGUCCGCCAGCCGAGCGUGUUCAACGAACAAGCAUCACGCAAGUUUCACAAAGAGCUGCUGCUGGCGCAUUGCAGGCGAAUGAGAUUGACGUUGGCACUGAAGGGUUGUGAGGAGAGCACCGCUGCACUCUGGAGUUUUGACUCUGCGAUGCAGGCUCUGAAGAACACGGCCACAAACACAGUGGACGAGCUGGCGGAGGUGUUCACGGAGAUGAGAGCACACCUGUACCUGUACGCCGGGACGCUGCUGCUGAAGAGGGCGCAGGACGGGGCGCAGCAGUGGAGGGCCGUGUUGGAUCUGGCCACUCUCUGUUAUCUCAUAUCCUAUCAGUCUCCAAGACCCAAAGCCAAGAGCUUCAAAGGUGAGCAGGUGUCCCAUGAGCCUCUGGAGCUGCUGGCCUGUGAUCGUCAGAGUCAGGCGGGUCACAUGCUGCUGAAUCUGAGCCGGGACGUGGAGCAGCUGCUGAAGGACGUGGUGGAGGCGUUCGGGAACCGAAGCAGCCCGGGCCAUCUGUUUGAUGAGCUGUUUGGCGCACAGAAGCAGAGACAGCUCUCCUUCAUCUGCAACGAUGACAUCCACAUCCUCAGCGCACAGGUGCCCAAAGCCAUGGAUCUGGCCAAGUGGGACAGCGGAGUGGUGCUGCUGCAUGCGGGCAAUCUGCAGCAACUGGCGUGGCUCGGCCUACAGUGGGCGCUCAUGGGUCAAAGCGUGAAUCUUCAGGACUGGGUCAAGCAGCUCUUUCCUCGCCUCACACUUGAGACCUCCAAACUGGACACCAAUGCACCUGAAUCCAUCUGCCUGCUGGACCUGGAGGUGUUCGUGUGUGGCGUGGUGUUCUGCAGUCAGACGCAGCUACAGGAGAGAGCGAAGAUGGCGUCCUGCUCUCAGCCACACGAGCCGCGCUGUCUGCCGCUGCACAUCAUGAAGCUGCUGUCGUCUGACAGGCAGAGAGAGUGGUGGGAUGCCGUCUACAGCCUGAUUCACAAGAGAGCGCCGCCCGGUACAUCUGCUAAACUGCGUCUGGUUGUUCAGCACGGUCUUAGCACACUUCGUGCCGGAGAGAAACACGGCCUUCAGCCGGCGCUGCUCAUACACUGGGCUAAACAUCUCACUGACGCAGCUGAGCGGGUAAACUCCUACUACGAUCAGAAGGACUAUGCUGGCCGCAGUGUGCACUACUGGAAGGUUGUGCUGCCCCUGCUGGAGAAGAUCCGACACAAACGCAGCAUCCCUGAACCCCUCCAGCCCUUGUUCAUGCACUUUCGGAGCAGAGACAUACAGCCUUCUCAGGUCCGAGUAUAUGAGGAAGAUGCUGACAUAAGCUUCGCCAUACUCCUUGACAUCGAGGGCAACACUGAGGAGGCCAUCGUGAAGCUGGAGAAACUCAACAGCAUGUCGUCUAAUUGGCAUCUGGCGAAGAUCUAUCAGAGGCUGUCAGAGGAGGCAGGAAACGGGCUUGAGGAAACUCAGGGCAGGUGCACCAACUUCCUCCAGAAGUUCAGGAAAUACUUGACCAAGAUUUAUCAGGCCAAUGCAGAGGAUGUGGAGAAGUUACCUGUAUCUAUGGAGGAGGUGAUGGAGUUGUUGAAUGAGGUUAACCAGCAGCUUGAGGAUAUUGGUGAGGUGGUUGAAGAUCAGGUGGACUAUCCUCUGACAUCCAGCCCCGGUCAGCCCGCUGAAGGCCAUGUUAAAUUCUCCACUCCAUCCCCAUCCAAGAGUGUCACGUCACCAUCCAAAAGAUCUGUGUUCUCCCCGAAAACACCACCUCACUGGGUGGAGGACCAGAAGUCAAUGCUGCAGAUGUUAUGUCAGCAGGUCGAGGCCUUGAAGAAUGAGGUUCAUGAUCUGCGCAAUAAUUCCUCAGAUGCCACAACAUCCUCAUAUAGGAUGUAUCGAGACAAUUAUACUGCAGAAGGACUUCAGGAAACAUUUCCUGCAGCGCAGACGUUCCAUGGUGUUCCUCUCACUGUUGCUACUACAGGUCCCUCUGUGUACUACAACCAGUCUCCAGCGUAUAAUUCACAGUAUCUCCUGCGCACCGCUGCAAAUGUCACUCCAACAAAGGGCCCAGUAUACGGGAUGAAUCGACUUCCUCCACAGCAGCAUAUGUAUGCCUACCAACAGUCAACACACACCCCACCUCUCCAGUCAACACCUGCAUGCAUGUAUCCUCAAGAGCAGGUCUUUGGUCCUCCCAUUCGCUUUGAGUCACCAGCUACAUCUAUACUUUCCCCAUACAGUGAAGAGUAUUACGGUCACAAUGUUCCUCAGCCUGCAGUCAAUCCAACAUUGCCAGAGCCUGGAUAUUUCACGAAGCAGUGUGCUGUUCCAUCCACACAGCCGUCCAGGAGCACUGAAAGCAAGUCUGUCGACCCCAAGAUGAGUUUUGGGUCACAGUUCACCAGUGAACCUGCUAAGGUUCCCAACUUUGGAGGAGUAGGUGCCACCCCAACAACAUCAGCAACAACUGCGUUCAAGUUUAACUCUAAUUUUAAGUCCAAUGAUGGUGAUUUCACCUUCUCCUCUGCUCAGGUGAAAAAUAGCGAAAGCCUCUUGGGACUUCUGACGUCAGAUAUUCCUCCCAAAGUGGAGGUGCCGUUAGAACCGAAACUUCAGAAUGAAGACCAGCCGCUUAGUCAGGGUGGAGUCUUUACUUUUGGGAGUAAAAAUGCUGCAGGAUUUUCAUUUACUGAUGGUGCUCAGAACAAAAUGAAUAUUUUUGGCAACACAGACCAAAGAUUUAGCUUUGCAAGUGGAACCAAACCACUAUUAGGAAAUCCAGAGGUUCGGGAAGAGAAAAGUGGAGAAAGUGACAAUGACAGCACCCAUGUGGAAGAGGAUGAGGAUGGGCCUCAUUUUGAGCCCAUUGUGCCUCUUCCUGAUAAGGUUGAUGUGAAAACUGGUGAGGAGGAGGAAGAAGAGAUGUUCUGCAAGAGAGCAAAACUCUUCCGAUUUGAUUCAGAGACGAAAGAAUGGAAAGAGAGGGGCAUUGGCAGUAUCAAAAUCUUGAAACACAAAACCUCUGGGAAAGUUCGUCUGUUGAUGAGGAGGGAGCAGGUUCUGAAAAUCUGCGCUAAUCACUAUAUCACUGCCGAUAUGGCCCUUAAACCAAAUGCUGGAUCUGACAAAUCCUGGGUGUGGUACGCUAUGGACUAUGCAGAUGAAAUGCCGAAGACUGAGCAGCUGGCCAUUCGUUUUAAAACGGCAGAUGAGGCGGCGCUGUUUAAAGUCAAAUUUGAGGAGGCUCAGAAGUUCCUCUCAGAAUCCCCACAAGGCCAACAGACUGAAAAGAAAAGCGAAACGCCACAGCCUCAGGUUUCAUCCAAAGAAGCAGAUCUCAAAACCCUGUUUUCCAAGAAGGAGGGUGAAUGGGACUGCGACGUGUGCUGUGUAAGAAACGCUCCAACAUCUGUGGCAUGUGUGGCCUGCAGCACUCCAGCUCCUUCUACAGCAAAGGUGAAACCUGUAGAGAAAAUCCAAAGCUCUGGCCCUGUGGCUCCUCCUGCCAAAUUGUUUUCUUUUGGACUUCCUGGAGAUACCUCUAAGAACACUGCCAGCACUGAUGUCAGCUCGAAGGGCUUCAUGUUUGGAUCUCAAACACCAGUAUCUUUUAAGUUCGGGUCAAAGGAUGCUGCGGUGACGUCUGCUGGCUUUGGAGCUCAGGCUGAGAAGAAAACAAUUCAAGCUGAUGCACCACAGCAAGAGAAAGUGUCAGCAGCUCCAGCAGUCCCAUUUGGCACUGGAUUUGGUACUCAGUUUGCUAAGAAGGAGGGUCAAUGGGACUGUGACACCUGCCUAGUGAGGAAUGAUGCAUCAGCAACUGAAUGCGUUUCUUGCAAAGCCCCCUGUAAAACAGGUGGGUUAGCGGCCAUGUUUGCUAAAAAAUCUGGACAGUGGGAUUGUGACACUUGCCUGGUAAGAAAUGAAGGUACAUCUAGCCAUUGUGUUUCAUGUCAGACAGCAAACCCAAAUAUGAAAAACAAGACCUCUGCUGCACCAUCAAAUUCCUCUUUUACCUUCAGUUUUGGUAGUUCUAGUAGUCAACCUGCUGCAACAGGAUUUAAAGCCAAUUUUAAUCCAGGCCCUGCUUUUCAGUUCGGCACAAGUAAGGAAAAAGCAUCCUCUGAAGGCUUUAAGUUUGCAUCCUCCACAACUGAGGCUGAAAAGUCAUCGAGCAGUUCCAGUUUUUCUUUUUCCAUGCCAGCACCAGUUGGCGGAUUUAAGUUUGGCAUUGCAGAAUCUGAGGCAAAACCAUCAGACAGACAGUCAGAAAGUGGAUCUGCAUCUGACCUCCUCAAAAAUAUUGCUGAGCUUCACAAAGAGAAAGAAAAAGAGGCAGCCCCGAGUUCCUCAGAUCAGCCUGUAGAGGCUGAUAGUCAGGAUAAUAACCCACUCUUUACUGGUAAGCCUGACACCUUUAGUUUCGCUGACUUGGCAAAGUCACAAGGUAAUUUUCAGUUUGGCCAGACAGAUCCCACAUUCAAAGGCUUUGCAGGGGCUGGCGAGCAGCUCUUUAAAGAGCUUCAUUCCAGCUCCAAGGCCGACACCUCUGGUGAUCAAGAAGAUGAAAUGUAUAAAACCGAGGAGAAUGACGAUAUUCAGUUUGAGCCUGUUGUUCAGAUGCCAGAGAAGGUUGACCUUGUGACAGGGGAAGAAGAUGAAAAAGUCUUGUAUUCACAGCGCAUCAAGCUCUUCAGAUUUGACCCGGAAACAAGCCAAUGGAAAGAAAGAGGAGUCGGCAACCUUAAACUGCUCAAGAAUAACCAGAACGGGAGACUGCGAAUUCUUAUGAGGAGAGAGCAGGUGUUGAAAGUGUGUGCUAAUCAUUGGAUCACAACCACAAUGAACUUGAAGCCCCUCUCUGGGUCGGAUCGAGCCUGGAUGUGGCUGGCCAGUGACUUCUCGGAUGGAGAUGCCAAAACGGAACAACUUGCCGCAAAAUUCAAAACACCAGAGCUUGCCGAAGAGUUCAAGCUGAAAUUCGAGGAGUGUCAGCGACUGCUUUUGGAUAUUCCUUUGCAGACCCCUCACAAGCUCAUGAACACUGGCAGAACGGCCCAGCUUAUACAGAAAGCUGAAGAAAUGAAAUCUGGUCUUAAGGACCUCAAAUCAUUCUUGACGUACCAGAACAAGGGUGACGAAAGUAGCGAUGCAGGUCACAGUACUUCUGCAGUUGUAGUCAAGCUUGACUCUGACAGCACCGUACCCACUUUAGAAUGGGAUAAUUACGAUUUGCGAGAGGAGGGGCAUGAGGACUAUGCCAGCUCCUCUGUGAGCGAUACACCUUCGCAGCCAGAUUCGGUAGCCAAAAAUUUAUUCCGCUUUGGCGAAUCGACCACAGGCUUCAGUUUCAGUUUUCAGCCUAUUCUCAGUCCCUCUAAGUCUCCAUCGAAGUUAAACCAGAGCCAGGCUUCUGUUGGCACAGAUGAUGAACAAGAAGCAUCGCAGGAGGAAGAGCGAGAUGGUCAGUACUUUGAGCCUGUUGUGCCGCUGCCAGAUCUCGUUGAGGUCUCAACAGGAGAGGAGAACGAGCAAGUCCUCUUCAGUCACCGGGCCAAAUUAUACCGCUACGAUAAAGAUCUUAGUCAGUGGAAGGAACGAGGUAUAGGAGACCUUAAAAUACUGCAACACUACGAGACGAAGCGUGUCAGACUUGUGAUGAGACGGGACCAGGUCCUCAAACUGUGCGCGAACCAUUGGAUCGCUUCCAACAUGAAGCUCGAGCCCAUGAAGGGAGCCGAGAAAGCGUGGAUCUGGAGUGCCUUUGAUUUUGCUGAAGGGCAGGGCAAGGUUGAACAGCUGGCUGUUCGAUUUAAACUGCAGGAAACUGCAAGUGCUUUCAAAGAUGUCUUCGAAGAGGCAAAGACUGCACAGGAAAAAGACACUCUGCUCACCCCGUUUUCUGCACGAGUACCUUCCUCCACCCAAGAGACGCUGUGUGGCAAGGCUGCGGUUGCUGUACUUGAGGAAACCACAAAAGAACGUACUGGACUCUCUGAGGAAAGCAGUCCUAAACCGGAUGGGACACCUGGGGCAAAGCUUGGCGCCCAAUGCACCAAGACUGUGGUCUCUCCUCCUAAGUUUGUCUUUGGAUCAGACUCUGUGCAGAAGAUCUUUGGAAGCCCUUCACCAUCAAAAGAAAAAUCUCCUGUUACGAUUUCCAACUCAAAUGAUGAGGAAACGGGUGCCUCAAGACUGAAAACCUCUGGACCAGCAGUGACCAGCCAGUCAUCAGCUGGGACUCCUUUCAGUAUACCAACAAGAAUUUCCUCUCCGUCAGAGCAGAAGAGCGCUCAGGACGUGUGUGAUGAUGAUGGUGAUGUUGAGCUAGUAUUUGAGCUUAAGCCAACAAGAGAGCAAGAAGUGCUGGCCACCAGACUGAUGCUUCCUCCUACUUUUUUCUGCUACAAAAACCGUCCAGGAUACGUCAGCGACGAUGACAACGAUGAUGAGGACUUUGAAAGCGCAGUGAGGAGUCUGAAGGGGAAACUGUAUGCAGAUGAAGCUGAUGGAGCAGAUGGAACAUCUGAUCAUGACUCGGAGGUCACUCUGGUAUGGGAGAAGCAGCCGACUGCAGAAGAGGAGCAAAGAGCCAGACGCCUCCUGCUGCCUCCCACCUACCUGUGCGGCGUCAGCAGCGACUCCGAAGCAGAGGCCGAGAAACUAGAAGACUUCAACACUGAGUUCCAGAAACUGCAGCAGGCACAGGUGAAGCUCAAGCCUUCCCAUGAUGCAGCAGCUGUUGACACGAGCGACGGCAGGACAGAAGAGCGUCAGAUAGACACACCGGCGGCUGACGGCAGCCGUCCCAUUGACCUCUCCACCAAGAAAAGCAGUGAGAGCGACUCCAGCACAGCCACAGCAGGUCUGCCUUUUGGAUUUGCUUCUGCUGGUGAAUUUUCAUUUGCAGACCUGGCAAAGGGUUCAGGUGAAUUUGCGUUUGGCACAAAAGAUGAUAACUUCACAUGGUCAGGCGCAGGAGCCACAGUCUUUGGAAGUGCAGUGACAAAAACCGAAGGAGAGAAAACACGCAAUGAAGCAGAAGAGGAGGGCAGUGAUGAUGAGACGCCCCAUAAUGAUGAGAUCCACUUUGAGCCGAUCGUGUCUCUGCCUGAGGUGGAGGUAAAGUCUGGUGAGGAGGACGAGGAGAUCUUGUUCAAAGAAAGGGCCAAACUGUACCGCUGGGACCGUGAGCUCAACCAGUGGAAGGAGCGCGGUGUGGGAGACAUCAAGAUCCUCUUCCACCCCGUGAAGAAGUGCUACCGCGUGCUGAUGAGACGCGAGCAGGUGCUGAAAGUCUGCGCCAACCACACCAUCAGCCAGAGCAUCGAGCUCAAGCCCAUGAACACCUCAGCUAAUGCGCUGGUGUGGACCGCCACCGACUACUCAGAGGGAGAUGGGAAAGUCGAGCAGCUGGCGGCCAGGUUCAAGACUCCAGAGCUGGCCGAGUCCUUCAGACGAGCGUUCACCAACUGUCAGAGCCGCAUGUCGCAGGCUGACGCCGCUCAGAUGUCCGUCGCUGAGGCGCUUUCACAAGAGUCCAACCCUGUGGUGUUCUUUGACAUCACCAUAGAUGACGAGGAUGUUGGAAGAGUCGUCAUGGAGCUCUUCGCUCACAUUGUGCCCAAAACAGCAGAGAACUUCCGGGCUCUGUGUACGGGAGAGAAGGGCUUCGGUUACCGCCAGUCCAUCUUCCACAGGAUCAUCACGGACUUCAUGUGUCAGGGUGGCGAUAUUAUAAACCAGGAUGGGACGGGAGGACAAUCCAUCUACGGAGCAAAGUUUGAGGAUGAGAGCUUCGAGGUGAGGCACACGGGGCCGGGGCUGCUGUCUAUGGCAAACCGCGGCAGAGACACCAACACCUCACAGUUCUUCAUCACCCUUAAGAAAGCAGAGCACUUGGACUUCAAGCACGUGGCGUUCGGAUUUGUCAAACAAGGCAUGGAUGUGGUGAGGAGAAUCGGAGAACUGGGCACUAAGACGGGGAAACCCACGAAAACCAUCACCAUCUCAAAAUGUGGACAGAUUUCGUGAGCUUUCCUACGAAAACUAUUGUUUAUCCUGUUUGAGAUAGUGUUCCGUGAACUGUUUUGUACUGAACUUGUAUAUGCAGAGUUUUUUUUUUUUUUUUUGUUUCGUUUUGUUUGUUGUUUUUUGUCCUGUUGGUGUGUUAAUAAAUCAGAUAGUUGACAAAAUUCAUGCUUUGCAUAAAAUAAAAUAAAAUAAAAAGAAAACACUUUAUUUUAAUACACAAUUUGUAAUGAGGUCCCACACAAACAUUGCCACGUUGUGUUUCAGUUUUUUGAACAUAAAAUAAACAUCUGGCAACUUGAGUUUCA
This is a messenger RNA of Labeo rohita (rohu), 9097 nucleotides long. RefSeq names its product RAN binding protein 2 (gene ranbp2). The record is from RefSeq and is a predicted model, not a curated record. NCBI's taxonomy places the organism in Eukaryota, Metazoa, Chordata, Actinopteri, Cypriniformes, Cyprinidae. Gene Ontology annotation, molecular function: protein binding; peptidyl-prolyl cis-trans isomerase activity; GTPase activator activity. Gene Ontology annotation, biological process: protein peptidyl-prolyl isomerization; protein folding; NLS-bearing protein import into nucleus. Gene Ontology annotation, cellular component: cytoplasm; nuclear pore.